AUGAAAUGGAAUUUUCAGAAGCAAGUACGCCUAAAACAAACAUUAAUUAAUGUUCCUAAUUUAUUAUGGAUUGUUGUUGAAGAUAGUGAUAAAACAAAUUCAGAUAUGGAAAAAUUUUUAAAAGAAUCAAAAAUUCCUUUUGCUCAUCUUUCUAUUAAAACACCUAAAAAUAAAAAAUUAAAAGAUAAUGAUCCAAAUUGGUUGCUUCCUAAAGGAGUAUUACAAAGAAAUGAAGCAUUAAAGUGGAUUAGAAUUAAUUGGGCUGGUAGAAAAAAUGCAAUUAUAUAUUUUGGUGAUGAUGAUAAUACAUAUGAUUUAAAAUUAUUUAAUGAAAUAAGACAAAUAAAAAAAGUAGGUAUAUGGCCUGUUGGUAUUGUUGGAGGAUUACUUGCUGAAACACCUUUAAUUUCUUCAAAAAGUCGGAAAAUUAUAGGAUUUAAUUCUAUUUGGAAACCUGAAAGAACAUUUCCUAUUGAUAUGGCAGCUUUUGCUUUUAAUAUUUCUUUACUUCAUGAUAAUCCAAAAGCAGAAUUUUCAUAUGAUGUACCAAGAGGAUAUCAAGAAUCACAUUUUUUAUCAACUCUUAAUAUAAAAGUAGAUGAUUUAGAACCUAAAGCAAAUAUGUGUAAUACGGUUUUAGUAUGGCAUACUAGAACUGAAAAAGCUGUAGUUAAUAAAAAGGAUAAAUCUAAAUUUGAAAAUGGUUAUGGUUUAACUCAAUAUGAAAAAAAUGCUGUUUUCUUAUAA
Molecule: messenger RNA, 747 nt
Organism: Strongyloides ratti
Lineage: Eukaryota; Metazoa; Nematoda; Chromadorea; Rhabditida; Strongyloididae
Product: Glycosyl transferase, family 43-containing protein
Exons: 2
Coding region: 1-747 (248 amino acids)
Biological process (GO): chondroitin sulfate proteoglycan biosynthetic process; carbohydrate metabolic process
Cellular component (GO): Golgi membrane
Molecular function (GO): galactosylgalactosylxylosylprotein 3-beta-glucuronosyltransferase activity
Source: RefSeq, a predicted model, not a curated record